Alternaria burnsii is the source of this 945-nucleotide messenger RNA. RefSeq lists its product as uncharacterized. The transcript has 2 exons. The record is from RefSeq and is a predicted model, not a curated record. NCBI's taxonomy places the organism in Eukaryota, Fungi, Ascomycota, Dothideomycetes, Pleosporales, Pleosporaceae. The coding region runs from base 1 to 945 and encodes 314 amino acids. Gene Ontology annotation, molecular function: protein binding.
AUGCCAAUCCACCUCCUUGACCUCCCUACGGAAAUCAUCAGCCAGAUCCUCGCACCUUUACCCACAUCAUCUCUUCUUCGCUUCUCAGAAACCUCUCACCAUGCCCGGAGCCUCGCCAACGCAAACCUACACACACUAUCCCUCGGCAUCGCUCCUCCUACCCUGUCUCAUCCAAAGUUGCUAAACAUCGAUCAAACCAGCGAACCAACUUCCACUACCAGUAAUAGCACCAAGAGUCCCUACUCCAUAUGGCUGCAGAUCCCCAAAGCUCAAACCUAUGAAUACUGGACCUUGUUCAACUUCCAAAGCGCCCUCGUGACCAGCAUCCUCAAACGCCAUGGCACCAUGCUCCAGCAUCUUGAGAUAAGCGUAUGGGCACUCACCUCACCCAUGGUGAGCGCAAUUGAGAAUUUACGUGCUCUACGCCGCUUUUCGCUGAGGAUAGAGAGAAUCAUUGGUGGACGACGGUCUUGUGUUGCUGUCAAGCGUAAAGAGCAGGAAAAAGCUUGGGAGUUGCUCACCAAGAGUACGCCGGUUUGGAGCCGUAGACUGAUGGCGUUGAAGUUGGAAAACUGCGAUCUGAAGGUUGACCAGUUGGCGGUUCUGCUGGAGGAAAGUCGAGAUUGUGAGGAACUGGGGUUAGACCGGUGCCGGUAUUUGGGUAAAGGUCUUUGGACGUGGUUGAUGGAAUGGGAAGGGAUGGGAAAGCUGAAAGUAUUGAAUGUGGCGGAUUGCGGGGGGCAGUUAGGAGAGGUGUCAAGAAUGGCGAUGGGUAAACUAAAUGGAUUACAGUCUCUGAAUCUUUACGAUUGCCAGGAACAAGAGCCUGGCGAGUUCGAACGGUGUAACAGGAAUUUGUGGCAUAUACCUAAUUUUGUAGCACCGAGACCAGGUGGUUACGGUGCAAACAUGAUCUUAGAAGUGGAUCCGAAUUACAUACAGUAG